UAUCUGCCUGUCUCGCACCCCAGACAGCCCUCUCCCUCUCUGGGUCUGUCUCUCCCUCCGUAGUAAAUCUCUGUCUCUCUCUCUCCCUGAACACGCCUGUCUGGGCUGCUCCCUCCUCCCCCUCUCUGUCUCUCUCCACCCUUGCAGUCACAUCCUGCAGUCUCUGUCUCUCUCCCAGCUCCUGUCUCCGGGGUCUCUUCCUGCUGCCAUUGGAAAGGAUCAGUAAGCGAGCUGUCUCCCUGCAGGGGCCCCUGGCGGUGCGGACCCUCAGUCAGUCAGUCAGUCUGUCUCCGAUUGCCCGGGCUAGCUGUCUGUCCAGGCCCCCGGGUUGCCCAGGCCCGGGCUAGCUGUCUGUCCAGGCCCAUGCUGCCUGUGUGUGUAUCUGGCAGCCUGGCCCCCCUCUGACCCCCUUGGCCCUGCAUGGCUGUGUCUCUGAGUCUGGAUGCUUCCUGCCCCAUCAUUUGCCAUUACUGGACUGAGCUUGCCGCCUGUCUCCCCCAACCCCUGGAUGUCUCUCUCUGCUGCUGUCAGGAGGCCUGAGAUCCCUGGACACUGGAAUCUGGUGUCGCCCCUCUGAUAAAGACCGGUUUGCACUUCUUCUGAUGGGACACGGAGUGCCACCAUGUCCGAGGUGGGGGGUGGCGGCGGGCGGCGGCGCCUGCUGGAUGAAGAUUUCACUCUGCAGGUGUACCCUGGCAGUAUCUCCCCUGAUGUCAUAUACUGCCCAGUGCCCGCCCGGUGGCACACAACAGCCGCUGAUGUCAUUGAUGCCCUCAUUACGGCACUGCGAUUGGAUCGGUCCAAGUUCUAUGUGCUGGCGGAGGUGAAAGAGUUUGGUGGGGAGGAGUGGAUCCUUAACCCCACUGACUACCCUGCUCAGCGCAUGAUGCUGUGGCCCAGACUUGCCCUGGAGGCUCGUGGAUCUGGAGAGGACUAUCGAUUUCUCCUUCGGGAGAAGAACAUGGAUGGAUCUAUCCACUAUGGAAGCCUCCAGUCCUGGUUGAAGGUGACAGAGGAGCGUCGGCGGAUGGUAGAGAGGGGUUUUCUUCCUCAACAGCAGGGACCAGAAUGUGAGGAUUUGUGUGUUCUACCGGAUCUUAGUGAGAGGGUAUUGCUUGAGACACUUCGAACACGUUUCCGGCAAGAAAAAAUCUACACCUAUGUGGGAAGCAUCCUGGUAGCAGUCAACCCAUUCCGUUUCUUGCCAAUUUAUAAUCCCAAGUAUGUGAAAAUGUAUGAUAACCGAAGACUAGGGGAGCGAGAGCCUCACAUCUAUGCAGUGGCCGAUGCUGCGUACCACGCAAUGCUCAGGCGUCAACGGAAUCAGUGCAUUGUCAUCUCUGGUGAGACAGGAUCUGGCAAAACCCAAAGCACCAAUUUCCUUAUCCAUCAUCUGACAGCACUCAGCCAAAAGGGAUAUGCCAGCGGGGUAGAGCAGAUCAUACUGGGGGCUGGCCCAGUGCUUGAGGCUUUUGGAAAUGCUAAGACGUCACAAAACAACAACUCCAGCCGCUUUGGAAAGUUCAUUCAAGUCAACUACCAUGAGACAGGAACUGUUCGUGGAGCGUAUGUGGAGAAAUACCUGCUGGAAAAGUCAAGGCUGGUGUAUCAAGAGCAGCAAGAGCGGAAUUACCAUGUCUUCUACUAUCUCCUGGCUGGGGCGAGUGAGGAGGAAAAGACAGAAUUUCACCUACAGCAUCCAGAGAAUUACCAUUACUUGGGCCAGAAGAUACGGAAACUCCACAGACAGGGCUGGGGAGAAUAUGAUGGUGAAGAUGAAACGGACUCCCUAGGAGGGGAAGGCGAGGAUCUCCGACAUGAUUUUGAGCGUCUGCAGCUGGCUAUGGAAAUGGUUGGCUUCCUGGCAGCAACGAGAAAGCAGAUCGUCUCUCUCCUGUCUGCGAUCCUCCACCUUGGAAACAUCCAGUAUAAAAGGAAGACUUAUCGAGAUGAAUACAUUGACAUUUCAAACCCAGAAGCUCUGAGCAUAGUGUCUGAACUACUGAAGGUGCGGGAAGAGAUGCUCCUGGAUGCAUUGAUUACCAGGAAGACUGUUACUGUUGGAGAAAAGCUCAUCCUGCCAUAUCGCCUGCCAGAAGCCAUCACCGUCAGAGAUUCAUUGGCGAAGUCUCUUUACAGUGCUCUGUUUGAUUGGAUCGUCUUCCGUAUCAAUCAUGCUUUGCUCAACAUCAACAGCAAAGCGUUAGAGGAUUCAAGUCAGACUCUCUCUAUUGGGGUUCUGGAUAUCUUCGGGUUUGAGGAUUACGGAAGUAACAGUUUUGAACAGUUCUGUAUAAACUAUGCUAAUGAACGGCUGCAGCAUUAUUUUAACCAGCACCUUUUCCAGCUGGAGCAGGAGCUGUAUCGAUCAGAAGGAAUCAGCUGGAGUAACAUCAACUAUUCUAAUAACGAAGGCUGCAUUAAUCUGAUCAGUAAGAGACCAACAGGUUUGAUCCAGCUUCUGGACGAAGAGAGCAAUUUCCCACAGGCCACUCACCAGACUCUGCUUGAGAAGUUUAAACGCCACCAUGAUGGUAAUCCGUACAUAGAGUUCCCAGCUGUAAUGGAGCCAGCCUUCAUUAUCCAACACUAUGCCGGCAAGGUCAAAUAUGGGGUCAAGGAUUUUCGGGAGAAAAACACAGAUCACAUGCGUCCAGACAUUGUUGCCUUACUCAGAAGCAGCAGAAAUGCCUUUAUCAGGGGGAUGAUUGCCAUCAGUCCAGUGGCUGCGUUCCGCUGGGCAUUGCUCAGAGCAGUCUUCAGAGCAAUGUGGGCAUUUAGACAGAGUGGGAGAAACAGUGGGGGCAAGAAAACGGGCUCGGGCUCACCCUGUACACCGGGCACCCCCGGCUCAGCUCACAAAGGCCUUUCUAGCUUUAGCUUUCUGCAGCACCCCGUCCACCAAAGGAGCUUACAGAUCCUGCAGAGGUGUCAGAACGACCAAUACAAUAUUCCUCGUCGAACUCCUCGCACGCCACUUUCUGACCUGCAGGGAGUAAAUACCAUUCAAGAGAGAAGUCCCCGAGAGCUGAAUUGGGCUGCACGCAGGCAAAGCCGCCUCUCCUCGUCUUCUUCCUACUUAGAGGGUGGUGGCAUCUUCAUAAGCUCCCCUGGAUCUAACCUAAACAGCAGCAGUGACAGCAAGCUACUGGAGAGAGCGCAUGGCAUUCUGAUGAGAAACCGCAACUCUAAAUCAAAACCUACCCUUCCAAAGCACCUCUUGGAUGUAAAGUCGCUGAAACAUCUCUCAAAUCUGACUCUGCACGAUCGCAUUACCAAGUCUCUGCUGCACUUACACAAGAAGAAAAAACCGCCAAGCAUCAGCGCUCAGUUUCAGGCUUCUUUGAACAAGCUAAUGGAGACUCUCGGGCAAGCAGAACCCUAUUUCGUGAAAUGUAUUCGCUCUAAUGCAGAGAAGGUGCCUUUACGUUUUAAUGAUGCCUUGGUUCUUCGACAGCUUCGUUAUACAGGAAUGUUAGAAACCGUCCGAAUUCGACAGUCUGGCUAUAGCUGCAAAUAUCCCUUUCAGGACUUUGUGACUCAGUUCUCAGUGUUGUUGCCGAAAGCUGUUGCUCCUGUCCGGCAGAAUAUCCAGGAAUUCUUUUGGCGCAUUGGACACAGUCCAGAUCAGUACCAAGUGGGAAAAACAAUGGUCUUUCUGAAGGAGCAGGAGCGUCAGUGUCUCCGGGACAUGCUGCAUCAGACUGUCCUGCAGCGCAUAAUCCUCUUGCAGCGGUGGAUGAGAGCAAUGCUUCAGCGCAAGAGGUUCUUGCAGCUUAAAGAGGCAGCCAUUACAAUCCAGCGAUGUUGGCGCCAUUAUAAGAGACGGUGGGAUGAGGAGCAGCCACUGGUCAAAGCAGAAACCGUUUUUCAUGCUGCUGUAAUCAUUCAGACCUGGUGGAGGUGUCACAUGGCACGUUAUAGCUACCUACAGAGAAAAGCCUCAGCUGUCGCCAUACAGAACUAUUGGCGAGAACAUUGGUUGCGGAGGCAGAAGGCUGCUCUUUGUAUCCAGUCUACAUGGAGAGGAUACAGUCAAAGAAGAAGGUACCAAUGUCAGAGGAAACACAUUGUUGGUUUACAGGCAGCAUGCAGAGGCUACAUAGCUAGGCGCAGGUUCCUUUCAUUGAAACAAAUUAAGACAAAUUGUUUCAUUGAAGAUCAGGGGGCUGGAGACUCAACCCUACCUGCUUCAACUCCAGAUGUUGAACAUCGUAAGUGGGAGGACCUGGAGAUAACUGACCCGAAUCCUCCGGAGUCAGUUAAUACAGAAGACAUCCAGGGUGUCGACGAGAUUCCUGCUGAGGUGCACAUUAGAGAGAGACCAAAGUCACUGGAGAAUCCAAAUCAAAGAAAGGUUGUCCGAGCCAAGCGAGAAAGCCGUCGCAUGCGGGAGCUGGAGCAGGCCCAGUUCAGCCUUGAAUUGCUGAAGGUGCGUAGCGGAGGGAUGUCUCCUUCUGAGGAGCGCCGCUGGUCUGCAGAGAUCCUCCUGGACAAGCACCCAGGCACUCCCGAGAGUGAGGGAUCACUUGGCAGCCUGGAACUUAUCAGCUGUGAUGAAAAUCAACAUUUCUCUGAGGACCGUCCAACAGAUAUGAUUUCUCCUGACAUACCACUUAACUCUCCGACAGACAGACUUUUAAGCACUACCAAUGAGGCAUUUAAAGACUCUUCCAGUUCUGAUAUUGCAGCUUCUUUUACCUAUGGAACUGUCAUAACUCCAUCACAUGGAUCCUUAUGUUCUCCCUCACAAGGGCCUUCCACCUCUCCCAUUUAUAGUCCUAAAAGCAAUACCAGUAAUGACCCUGCAUUACACUUCUUUCCAGAGCCUUUAAGCACUCACACCUCCAGACCAAUAAGCUCUCCCUCCCAUGGACCCUUGAUUGGUUUCACUUGUGAACCUUCCCAGUCCCCCAAAACUACAUCCAAUUCUGACCUCCCUGGGCAAAGCAACUCGCACUCCAAUGGUAUUGUUGGUUCCUUUUCCCAAGAUACCUCUGGUUCUCCCAAAAACUUGAAAGUGCCAUCCAAUGGACCAAUGUGUUCCCCUACCAAAGUUACUUCAUCGGGUCUUACCCCAAAUGAGUUGACUAGUAACCAUGCAUCCUCUCCGUCAGAGGAAGUCUCUUCUGAGCUGCUAAAAAAAUCAUCCCAUCAUCCUCCAUCGCCGGUUUCCAGUGCUGUGGAUAUCUCAUGGGGCUCAUCUACAAGCUGGAGACAAAAGCCUCCUGGACUUGAUAUGUCAGAGAGUGCCCCUGCCAAAUUGUCCGUCCCCACAUUCUACAGAAUUCACCCUCGAGAUCCCCUACUUUCCAGCAGCCUCCCUACUUUCUAUGUCCCAAAUCAAGAAUCUUUAAGGGGGCAGGAACAAAACGAGACCGGAGAAGUCCCCACCAAUUCUGUCCUGCAUCGCCUUCAGAAGUUAAAUGAAGAGAAAGAGGAGCUACAAAAGCAGGUGCAGCAGCAGAAAGAGCGGCAAAUGAUGGAACAGAUCAGAAAAGAGAAGCAGGAACUAGAACGCCAGCGUAAAAUGCAGGAACAACAAGAAAGCACUGGAGAAUCUCAGUCCUCUCCAGACAUUACCAUGAGAACUUCUAAAAAGCCAUCCGAUCGACCACAAUCGCUGCUCCUGCAAAGUCCACACUACAAGGGCCCUCCUUCCAAGCCCCCUUUGGAAAUAAAAGGUCUGACUGUUGGAGGGAAGAGUGGCCCAGCCUCAAAUAAUAGCCGUCCUUUAAGUAUGUUUCUAGAGCAGAAAGGAGGUAAAGACACCAAAUGGGAUGGUGUAGCGGAAACAAAUGAUGCAUUGAGAAGACCUUGGCUGCACAACAGUGGAAAAUCCAGCAUAUUUUUUAAUCCAAAAGGGAACGUUAGUAGUGACUCAGAGAAUACCUCCUUCCCUCCAAACCGGGGUAUGCGUGUUGAUCCUGCAAAGAGAUUGGAUGCCACAGAGCCAUCUGGAGUGAGUGAGGCCCCACACAGAAGGAAGGCUCGCAUGGCACGAACUCGCUCAGAUUUCUUGACUAGAGGAGCACUUGGGGGGGAAAACUCUGAGGACGAUUCUGAUGAGCAGGGGGAUCGUGUCCUCCAAACUGAUCCAGCUGAGGAGACAGGCACACUGAGCCAGGCCUGUCACAGCGACUCGGAAAUGAUGUUACAAAAAGUGCAAGCUGGAGGUCGACAAAGCAAACUCCAGAAAGCAAUAUCUCAGGGAGAGAUGCCUCGGGAUCUCACAACAAACCGCACCCCUGAGCCAGACACCAGGCCUCAGAAAGGAAAGAUACGCUUCUGGGGAAAGACGAAAGCAGCAGAGAAAUUGACCCCACAGUCAGAGGUUGUGGAGAUGGACACGGAGCCUUCAGGAAGAGAAGGCAGCUCAGCCAUCCAUUACACUGACGUGGACACAGGUUUGUGGCUCGUCCCUCACAGCCCAGACCUUAGCCGAGGGCGUGAGAAGGAGAACAAGGAUCCCUCGCCCAAGAUUCAGCGGCGGCGAAGUUUGAAGAUCAGCAGUGCUGCUUUAGAACCAGCUCAGUGGCAAGACGAGCGAGCGCAAAUCAUCUGCAGUGCCAACGACUUGAAGUGUAUGGAUGAGUUUCUUCAGAAGAAGAUUGGUGAUCUGGAUUCAGAGGAUGGGAAAAAGGAUUCUAUGGUGGAUGUACUAUUCAAGCGUGCCCUUAAAGAAUUCCGUCAGAACAUCUUCAACCUCUAUUCAACAUCACUUGUGGGGGAAGAUGGUAAGAGUAUACGUUACAAGGACUUGGGAUCCUUAUUCGAGCAGAUCCUGGAUAAGACCAUGAGACACCAGCAGUCACGAAGCUGGCCCGAAUCUCCAGUCCAAGUUUGGAUUAACACAUUCAAGGUUUUCCUAGACGAGUUUGUCACAGAAUAUAAACCGAUGAAUUACACAUCAGGAAAGAUCCAAAAGCCAGAAAGGAAAAAGAGAAGAAAGAAGGAGUCGGAUAUAGUAGAGGAGCAUAAUGGCCAUGUAUUUAAAGCUACACAAUAUAACAUUCCCACGUACUGCGAGUUCUGUUCCUCACUCAUUUGGAUCAUGGACCGAGCUGCUGUCUGCAAACUGUGUAGAUAUGCCUGUCACAAGAAGUGCUGCUCCCAGAUCAUCACACCGUGUAGUAAGAAGUAUGACCUUGAGCUAUCUCCCCGUCACUUUGGAGUGGAGUUGUCUCGUCUCACAAAUGAAGAACGGACCGUCCCAGUCCUGUUGGAGAAACUGAUCGGUUACAUUGAGAUGCAUGGGCUCUACACUGAGGGCAUAUAUAGAAAACCGGGGUCCACCAACAAGAUCCGGGAGCUGAGACAGAGUCUGGACACAGAUAUUGACAGUGUGAAUCUAGAUGACUACAACAUCCAUGUGAUUGCGAGCGUGUUCAAGCAAUGGCUGCGUGAGCUUCCCAACCCACUUAUGACAUUCGAUUUUUAUGAAGAAUUCCUCAAAUCUAUGGGUCUCGGGGAAAGGAAGGAGACUGUGCUUGGAGUGUACUCAGUCAUUGAUCAGCUCUCUCGGACUCACCUUAGCACUUUAGAGAGACUCAUCUUCCACCUUGUCAGGAUAGCUCAACAGGAGGACACCAAUCGAAUGUCAGCCAACGCACUGGCCAUUGUAUUUGCUCCAUGUAUUCUUCGUUGUCCAGAUACCACUGACCCCUUGCAGAGUGUGCAGGACAUUGGCAAGACCACUGCCUGUGUGGAAUUAAUUAUAAUGGAACAAAUGAAUAAAUACAAGGCUCGGCUGAAGGACAUCAACAGCCUGGAGUUUGCAGAGAGCAGAGCGAAGAGUCGGCUGUCCCUGAUCCGAAGAUCCAUGAAACCCGUACUAAUUGCAGUUAGAUUUAUGAGCAUAAGUCGCAGCUCCCUGCCGGGGAAGGGACGUCUACGAUCGAGUUUGAGCCCAGUUAUCUCUGGACUCUCUACAAUAGCCCCUGAUGCAGCAACGGAUCAUAUGUUAUCGAGCAUUCCUUCAGAAGAGGAGUCGGCCGAGCAGAAGGAGGCUGCAAUGCAGCAAGAAGAGAGAGUGUUAGCCCAACAGAUUGAGACUCUACAGAAGGAGAAAGAGGAGCUGGCUUAUGAAAUGCUGGCACUGGAGCCUCGGGCGUCAGAUGAUGAGACCCUGGAGUCUGAAGCAUCUCUUGGAACUGCGGAUAGCUCGGAAAACCUGAACUACGAAUCCGAGGGGGCUGUGCCCACCAGGGCAGAGAGAAGUUUAGUUUUCAGCUCUGCUCGAACAACACGCUCUGAGCCUACGCGAACAAGGAAACAGGUUAAGAGGGAUGCAGACAGCACUGACGGUGGAGAUCGCAAUCUUUCUUCCCCUAUUGCUUCAUCUUGCCUUCCCCACCUGGGCAGGAAAAGGUUUCACCUGCACCCCAAAUCUCCUUUCUACAGAGCGUUGGGGGAGAGCCGGGAGCCAUCAAACUCUGACUAUCAGGAUCCCGGGGCCCCAGUUCAUUUCACAAGCCGAGGGACCUUCAACCCUGAGAAGGGGCGUCAAAAACUCAAGAACGUUAAACAGUCUCCUCAGAGACAUAGGGAGCCACUAGAUAGUGGAGAACAAAGGAUUCUGGGUCAAGAUGGCAGCUCACAGUCUCUUGUGUUAUUUGGGAGCAAUGAGUUCAUGGUGUGAAGGAUGCAUUCGCUGUUCUUUCGUUACCUUCCUGAAAACGUCUCUCUGCCAAAUUCCAUAACUCCCUUUUUUUUGCCAAGACCUGUGCCCUUUUCCCAUAGCUUUAUCCUGAUGCCUUCUUGGCAUCCAGGUGUUACAGACUGCUAGGCUUGCUUUGUCAGCUCAUACCAAGCACCAGAGGGGCCAUAUUUAACAAAAGCCUUAUUAAGCUGACUCCACUGCUUGUGGGAUAUCCGUCGCAGGACUCCGUAACCAAUCCUCUCCCAAUUAAAUAUUGAUCUCACAAGAAUGGGUUUUUAUUAUAAAUAUUAUUAUAUUAAUAUUAUUAAUUUUAUUUGUGGUUUCUAAGCCCAAUAUAAAUAAACUGUUCCCUUUAAUUUAAAGCAACAUCUGCACUGUGGUCACAAAGCUUUGGAAGGAUGGACACCCGAAACGCAUGGCUCGUCUUAUCAGCAUCCCACUCUUUGUCUACUGGAUAUGGAUUCCAAACACAUUUUGUCCAAAAAAAACCCACACAUGGAUCCCAAGCAAACUUCUGACUUUUCGAGUGAGCACAUUCCAGAGAUCUUCUGUAGGAUACAUGAUGUAAAGAAUUGAGAGCUCAGACGUGUCCAACAACAGCCCUUUGAGGUUCUGAUAUUUUAGCACUCCGGGUCUACUUAUAUAUAGAAUAAGAUGUAUGUACAUGGAGCUCUUUGGGGCAGAGCUAGGGAUAGUGGGCUGCUGCCUCGUCUCAAUCAGCCCUUUUGGCUACAGAUUUACCCCCACAUAAGCCUUCUGAGACUUCUAAAGGGCCGAUCCUUCCAGGCUGAAUGUAAAUGUUGUGUAUCUGGGAAAAGCCACUGGGUGCGGGUGACAACCCAGGCUGGUGGGAAUGUGCCGUUGUAUGUAUUCAGUACAAUAUGUGUAAUAUUUUUGGCUGUAAAACCCAUCAGACUACAAACAACCCCCCAGAGCUUAUUAAAGAACAAAAGCUGCAGAAUGUCACAAA
Molecule: messenger RNA, 9632 nt
Organism: Pelobates fuscus (common spadefoot toad)
Lineage: Eukaryota; Metazoa; Chordata; Amphibia; Anura; Pelobatidae
Gene: MYO9A
Product: myosin IXA
Exons: 44
Coding region: 623-8641 (2672 amino acids)
Biological process (GO): establishment of epithelial cell apical/basal polarity; intracellular signal transduction
Cellular component (GO): axonal growth cone; myosin complex; actin filament
Molecular function (GO): actin filament binding; GTPase activator activity; microfilament motor activity
Source: RefSeq, a predicted model, not a curated record